CCAAAGAGAGUCGUGUUCUGUUGUGGUGAAGUGAAGUGAGAUAGAAGCAAAGUGAGAGAGAGAGAGAGAGAAGAGAUGAAGAUGAGAGGAUCUGAUCAAAAGAUUCUUCUACUGAUGUUUAUGGUGGUUGUAGCCACGGCUCGAGGUGAUGAGUAUAGUGGGUUCACGACAUGGAACGAUAAUUGGUACUCAACAUGGGGACAUCCAGCUUUGGUUUUUAAUGAAACCUCUGAGCUCCACCUCACCCUUGAUCAUAACUCUGGGUCCGGGUUUGAAUCCUACAAGAUAUACGGAUCAGGAUCUUUCAACAUAAGAAUCAAGGCACCACAAACCAAGUCUACGGAAGUCAUUACUUCCUUCUACUUAAUCUCCAAAUCAAGCCGUCAUGACGAGCUCUGUUUCCAGAUUUUGGGAAAGGGGCCACAGUAUUUGCUGAAUACAAACAUGUUUAUGUUCGGUGAAGGAGGCAAAGAUCAAAGGUUUCGUCUUUGGUUCGAUCCAACCAAAGAUUUCCAUUCCUAUAGGUUUCUUUGGAACCCAAACCAACUUGUGUUCUACGUAGACGAUACACCGAUCCGGGUGUACAAGAAGAAUCCAUACUACCCAUCAGUGCAGACAAUGUUCAUAAGUGGGAGUGUGAAAAACGGAUCAAUAGUUGACCCCAAGGAGAUGCCUUACACUGCCAAGUUCCAGGCAUCAAAGAUUGACGGGUGUGACACUGAGUUUAUGGGCAUAGAGAAAUGCUUUGGUCCUAAAUUCUGGUGGAAUCGCAAAGAGAACUGGCAGCUAAGCGCUAGAGAGAGGAAACUGUAUCUGAAUGCAAGGAAGGUGUACCUGGAUUACGACUAUUGCUUUGACAGAAAGCGAUAUCCAAAGAUGCCUCAAGAAUGCAGAAGUUACGGUUAGAGAAAGAUCAAUACCUGUCAAAAGGUGAGCCAAGAAAACGAAAGAAAAAAAAAUGAAAAAAGAAAUGUUACUUUAACAUGCUUUGUAAUAAGCUGUUCCUAUCAAAUAUUAAUCAUCGAUUAAAAAUAACAACUUUCUUUUCAUC
This is a messenger RNA of Eutrema salsugineum, 1051 nucleotides long. Its product is annotated as probable xyloglucan endotransglucosylase/hydrolase protein 11. Gene Ontology annotation, biological process: xyloglucan metabolic process; cell wall biogenesis. NCBI's taxonomy places the organism in Eukaryota, Viridiplantae, Streptophyta, Magnoliopsida, Brassicales, Brassicaceae. The coding region runs from base 76 to 906 and encodes 276 amino acids. Gene Ontology annotation, molecular function: hydrolase activity, hydrolyzing O-glycosyl compounds; xyloglucan:xyloglucosyl transferase activity. The transcript has 4 exons. The record is from RefSeq and is a predicted model, not a curated record. Gene Ontology annotation, cellular component: apoplast; cell wall.